Messenger RNA from Myzus persicae (green peach aphid), 2221 nucleotides. It is a transcript of the gene AsnRS-m, whose product is annotated as probable asparagine--tRNA ligase, mitochondrial. Bases 266 to 1702 code for a protein of 478 amino acids. Gene Ontology annotation, cellular component: mitochondrion. Gene Ontology annotation, biological process: asparaginyl-tRNA aminoacylation. The record is from RefSeq and is a predicted model, not a curated record. Gene Ontology annotation, molecular function: asparagine-tRNA ligase activity; nucleic acid binding; ATP binding. Lineage: Eukaryota; Metazoa; Arthropoda; Insecta; Hemiptera; Aphididae. The transcript is spliced from 4 exons.
UAAUUAUAUAAUUUUAAGACAAACUGAUUUUAUUUGGUUUUUUUUUAAUGUAAAUGAAUAGUAAAUUGUAAAAUUAAAUUGAUUCUUGUGUUAUAGUUAUGCCGCAAACUUGUUUCUAGCAUCAAUAAGUAUUAGGUUUUUCAAAAAUGAUUUUGUUUGCAAGUUCCAAAUGUUCGGAUCUCAAUUCUUUAUAGUUGUUAUCACGGUCUUAGAAUACCGUCGUUGUUAUAAUACACGGCAAUAUAAUCUAUAGCUGCUGUACUAAAUGAUGAACAUGAAACUAUUAAUUUUACCACUCAGAUAUACUUUCAGCAGGCAUCUGUACUCCAGUUGUUCAGUAAAAGAAAUUUUUAAUACUCAACCCGAGGGUUGUAAAAAAAAGUUAAAGGGUUGGGCAAAAGCAAUGCGUAAAAUGAAAGAAAACAUAUUUGUGGACUUAGAUGAUGGUUCUACACAUCGCCGCCUACAAGUAGUAAUACCCAAAAAUAAGAUUCCAGCUUCAUUGACCUACGGAUGUUCCUUUGAAGCUGAGGGUGUCUUAGUUAAGAACCCUAGCAAUCAACUUGAAUUGGUAGCUGAAUCUAUUAAUGUUUAUGGAUUAUGUGUUGUCCAAGAUGGUUAUCCAUUUGCUCCUCGAAAAACUUACCAUCCAGAAUAUGUAAGACAACAUUUACAUAUUCGACCACGUACAGCAACAUUUAGUAGUCUACUUAGACUCAGAGACAAAUUGUCUAGUGCUGUUAGAAAUACAUUUGCUGAAGACAAUUUUAUAGAAAUAAAUGCUCCUGUGUUAUCUUCUAAUGAUUGUGAAGGAGCUGGUGAAGUAUUUGCAGUUAAACCAGAUAGUGAAAUUUUAAUUAAAGAAAUGAUUUCAAAAGAUCAUCAGUCACCUAUGGAAGCUUUUUUUAAUGGGCAGACAUAUUUAACAGUAUCUGGACAGAUGCAUUUAGAAUGUAUGGCACGGGCUUUAACUAAAGUUUACACAUUAGGUCCAACAUUUAGAGCAGAAAAUUCAAAGUCUAGAUUACAUUUAUCAGAAUUUUAUAUGAUUGAAGCAGAGCAAGCUUUUAUUAACAAUAUCGAUGAACUCUUGAGCUCAAUAGAAAAAACUACAUCUACAGUUGUAAAACAACUAUUAGAGAAAUCCAGUGAUGAAAUAGACCAUUACAGAAACAUCACAGGUGCUUCUAAAGACAAUGACCCUGUGAAUAUGGUAAAUGUUCCUUAUGAAGUAAUUAGUUAUCAAAAAGCAUGUGAUGUACUAGAAAAACAAAAUUGUUUUAAAAAUUCAAUGAUUCGAGGAAAACCUUUGGCUAAAGAACAUGAAUUGUUUUUAGUGAAAUAUAACGGUCAGAAACCAAUUUUUGUCGUGGACUGGCCCAAAGAUUUGAAACCAUUUUAUACUAAAGCUAUACCUAAUAACAAGUCAUUAGUGUAUGCUGUAGACCUAUUAUGUCCAAAUGUUGGUGAAUUAUGUGGUGGAAGUGUGCGUGAAGAUGAUUAUGAUGUUUUAAAAGAAAAAUUAUCUUUUGAAGGAUUGGAAGACAAACUCGAUUGGUAUUUAGAAUUGAGAAAAUUUGGUAAUGUGUCCACUGCAGGUUUUGGCAUAGGUUUUGAACGAUUUCUUCAAGUAUUGUUAGAUAUACAGAAUAUUAAAGACACCAUUGCAUUUCCUCGAUGGCCACAUAACUGUAAAAUGUAAAUCUCGAAUUUAAUAAUAAAACUUGUUUACUGUUUUAAAUUUGUAGUUAUAUUCUAUUGUUUGUAGUAUCAAUUUGAUUUAUUUGAAUAUAUAUAUUAUUUUAAAUUUUGUCCUAAUGAUAUUUUAACUUCUUCAAAUAUUCUUACUAUUAAUUGGCCGAUGCUGUAAAAUAAUAAUAUAAACUCUUCACACAGAAAUAUUGAAGUACAUUUUUAAUAAACAAUACAUAAGAUAAUGAGCAUAAUUCUUUAUUGUAAACAAGAAAUCCAACACAAUAUUAAUAAUCAACAACAAUAUUGUAUUUAAUAGUCACUAAAAAAAAUUACUAAACUAGUAAUUCAUAAUAAUAUAAUAUUUUAACUACUAUAAUAAUUACCAAAGAUUUAUUUUUAUUUAUUAAUUUAAAAUAUAUUAUACAAACACAAGUAUGUUCUAUGCGAAAUAAAAGGAAAUUAAUAUCUAUAUUGUUUCAUACGGACUACCAACAAGUCAUAACUACUGUUUUUAACCCUGUGAAUU